Ricinus communis (castor bean) is the source of this 642-nucleotide messenger RNA. RefSeq lists its product as uncharacterized. The transcript has 4 exons. The record is from RefSeq and is a predicted model, not a curated record. Bases 121 to 432 code for a protein of 103 amino acids. NCBI's taxonomy places the organism in Eukaryota, Viridiplantae, Streptophyta, Magnoliopsida, Malpighiales, Euphorbiaceae.
UUUUCUUGACCAUGUUAUUUGACAAACAGAACAUCUCUCCUCCUUUCCAUUUACAGUCGCUCUUUGUUUCUCUCACUCUCGUAGCUUCUCUUAGCUUCUAUACUCUAAUCUGAAAUAAUCAUGGCGGCGGCAUGGGCUCGUCAAGCCGCGAAUCUUGCUCGGAUUUCUUCUCCAAAACUGGCUUCUUCUUCCUCUUCAACUUCUCAAGCAUCUUCUCUCAUUCACCGCCGUGGACUAGCCGGUGGUGGCGAUCAUCAUGGACCUCCCAAGGUGAAUUUUUGGGAGGACCCAAUGAGCCCAUCUAAAUGGAAAGAAGAGCAUUUUGUGAUUAUCUCUUUAACUGGGUGGGGAUUACUCUUCUAUGGAGGUUACAAGUUCUUUACUGGAGGCAAAAAAGACAAGGAAGAGAAGGUUGGAGAUGCAGCACACUAGGUAUGGAACAGGGGAAAAUAUAUCUGGAAGUAAGGAUGAAGAUGUUUUUUAUUAUGUUUUUAGAUCCUACAGUUUUGGACAGUUUUUUGUUUGUACAUGACUCCUGAGAGGAUGAUGAAUCUUGGCUUUUUUUUCUGUUGCUGUUCUGAUGCUUUUAUGUAUCCAGUACUUUUGCCUACAUUCUAAUAAUAAGCAGGCCAUUUUCUGAUA